CGCGGCGCCCCGUCGCAGCGCGCGGGAGCAGGUGGGGGAGCGGUGCGGUGGCGCGCUGGAGCCCCGAGGGGCGGAGGCGGCCGCUACACCUAGGGCGCCGCGGAGCGCCCCGGGCUUGGCGCGGGCGGAGCCGCCCUAAGGGCCGCGCGUGUCCCCGGCCUCGGCCCCGCCCCGCCCCGUCCAAUGAGAGCCCGCGGCCGAAGGGGCUGUCCGCACACUAGGCCCGCAGCUCCCUUCUGCGCCGCAGACCCCCUGACAUCGCACCCGGUGCUCAGGCAGCGGGCCCCAGAUCCCGGGUUCGGCGCGCCGUCGUCGGCUUCCGGACACUACAACUUGCGCCCCUCUCUGGGACCCUGCUCCCGGGCUCUGGACCCCAGGUGACCCUAGGUCCCCAGCCGCCGGCGAACCCCAUGGCCCCCCAGGGGGGUGAGGUAGGAGCAGCGUGAGUACCCCUAGAAGGUGCCCCGUCCACGCCCCUCCGGGCUGCGCGGCGGGAGUCUUCGGGGAGCUAUGCUGAGACCGGGUGGUGCGGAGGAAGCUGCGCAGCUCCCGCUUCGGCGCGCCCGCGCCCCGGUCCCUGUGCCCUCGCCUGCGGCCCCCGACGGCUCCCGGGCUUCGGCCCGCCUAGGUCUUGCCUGCCUUCUGCUCCUGCUGCUGCUGACGCUGCCGGCCCGCGUAGACACGUCCUGGUGGUACAUUGGGGCACUGGGGGCACGAGUGAUCUGUGACAAUAUCCCUGGUUUGGUGAGCCGGCAGCGGCAGCUGUGCCAGCGUUACCCAGACAUCAUGCGUUCAGUGGGCGAGGGUGCCCGAGAGUGGAUCCGAGAGUGUCAGCACCAAUUCCGCCACCACCGCUGGAACUGUACCACCCUGGACCGGGACCACACCGUCUUUGGCCGUGUCAUGCUCAGAAGUAGCCGAGAAGCAGCUUUUGUAUAUGCCAUCUCAUCAGCAGGGGUAGUCCAUGCUAUUACUCGUGCCUGUAGCCAGGGUGAACUGAGUGUGUGCAGCUGUGACCCCUACACCCGUGGCCGACACCAUGACCAGCGUGGGGACUUUGACUGGGGUGGCUGCAGUGACAACAUCCACUAUGGUGUCCGUUUUGCCAAGGCCUUCGUGGAUGCCAAGGAGAAGAGGCUUAAGGAUGCCCGGGCCCUCAUGAACUUACAUAAUAACCGCUGUGGUCGCACGGCUGUGCGGCGGUUUCUGAAGCUGGAGUGUAAGUGCCAUGGCGUGAGUGGUUCCUGUACUCUGCGCACCUGCUGGCGUGCGCUCUCAGAUUUCCGCCGCACAGGUGAUUACCUGCGGCGGCGCUAUGAUGGGGCUGUGCAGGUGAUGGCCACGCAGGAUGGUGCCAACUUCACUGCAGCCCGCCAAGGCUAUCGCCGUGCCACCCGGACUGAUCUUGUCUACUUUGACAACUCCCCAGAUUACUGUGUCUUGGACAAGGCUGCAGGUUCCCUAGGCACUGCAGGCCGUGUCUGCAGCAAGACAUCAAAAGGAACAGACGGUUGUGAAAUCAUGUGCUGUGGCCGAGGGUAUGACACAACUCGAGUCACCCGUGUUACCCAGUGUGAGUGCAAAUUCCACUGGUGCUGUGCUGUACGGUGCAAGGAAUGCAGAAAUACUGUGGACGUCCAUACUUGCAAGGCCCCCAAGAAGGCAGAGUGGCUGGACCAGACCUGAACACAGAUACCUCACGCAUCCCUCCAAUUCAAGCCUCUCAACUCAAAAGCACAAGAUCCUUGCAUGCACACCUUCCUCCACCCUCCACCCUGGGCUGCUACAGCUUCUGUUUAAGGAUGUAGAGAGUAAUCCAUAGGGACCAUGGUGUCCUGGCUGGUUCCUUAGCCCUGGGAAGGAGUUGUCAGGGGAUAUAAGAAACUGAGCAAGCUCCCUGAUUUCCCACUCUGGAGAUUUGAAGGGAGAGUAGAAGAGAUAGAGGGUCUUUAGAGUGAAAUGAGUUGCACUAAAGUAUGUAGUUGAGGCUCCUUUUUUCUUUCCUUUGCACCAGCUUCCUGAUACUUCCUUGGUGUGCAAGAGGAAGGGUACCUGUAGAGAGCUUCUUUUUGUUUCUACCUGGCCAAAGUUAGAUGGGACAAAGAUGAAUGACAUGCCUGUUCUCUGAAGUCAGUUUGAGCAGAACUACCUGGUACCCCAAAAGAAAAUCUUAGGCUACCACAUUCUAUUAUUGAGAGCCUGAGAUGUUAGCCAUAGUGGACAAGGUUCCAUUCACAUGCUCAUAUGUUUAUAAACUGCUGUGUUUUGUAGAAGAAAAAGAAUCAUAACUAUACAAACACAUAUUCAUUCUGUCUUUUUCUCUCUACCAUUCUCAACCUAUAUUGGACAGCACUGCCUCUUUUGCUUACUUGCUGCCUGUUCAAACUGAGGUGGAAUGCAGUGGUUCCCAUGCUUAACAGAUCAUUAGAACACCCGAGAACACUCCUAGGAUAGAGUAAUAUAGUAA
This is a messenger RNA of Macaca mulatta (Rhesus monkey), 2467 nucleotides long. It is a transcript of the gene WNT2B, whose product is annotated as Wnt family member 2B. Gene Ontology annotation, cellular component: extracellular region. Gene Ontology annotation, molecular function: cytokine activity; frizzled binding. Gene Ontology annotation, biological process: canonical Wnt signaling pathway; multicellular organism development; cell fate commitment. The record is from RefSeq and is a predicted model, not a curated record. Lineage: Eukaryota; Metazoa; Chordata; Mammalia; Primates; Cercopithecidae.